Molecule: messenger RNA, 4456 nt
Organism: Bursaphelenchus xylophilus (pine wood nematode)
Lineage: Eukaryota; Metazoa; Nematoda; Chromadorea; Rhabditida; Aphelenchoididae
Source: the annotation of a GenBank genome assembly
AUGGUGACUAUUCAAGCCACUAUUGCACCAGGAAACUUAGUUCGUGGCAUCUACUGUCAAGCCCAUUGUUUGGUUUUCCUGUUGUAAGCAAAUGUCGGCUGAUUUCCAAACUUGGCCGUAGAAUCUCCGUGGUUCUUCUAGCUGCCCGAAAAAGUAGUUUCCCGCAAGCGUGGCGAUUCAAAAGCGUGACAAUUACUUAUUAUUUUCCGACAAACUGAAAGCCAAUUUGAGCGUUCUUUUCAGAUAUGAUUAUAAAAUGCUAGCCACGCUUUAUCGCCACAGCCAGCUGUUGUUUGUAAAUAUUGGAUUCGCGUUACUCUGUACAUCUUCAUUCGCUCUGGACGCAGAAAAAGAGGUUUUUUAUAAUGUCGGCGAUCUCAUAAUUGAAUGCCCUGAAGGUUGGUUGGCAUAACAUUUAUAAUAUCAAAAACGACCUUGAUAAUUGGAAUUUUCAGAUUACUUCCCUGUCGGCACUUAUUGCUUUAAGAUUACCAAUGCCAGCUUCGAUUUCCCGGCUGCCAAGCGUUAUUGUGAGCUGAAUUAGUAAGUGGGGAAUACGAGUUGGUUCCAGUUGAUUCGCCGUUCUUUUUUAAUUGGCUAUCAGUCCGUCGGAAAAGCAUGGUCUUUUUUAAUGAAACUUGAAACAAAUUCAGAAUAUUUUUUUCUGAGACAUAUGCGCGAAUCCUAGCUCGCGCUUUGCAGAAACAACCGAAAUUUUAGGUCUAAAGUUAGCGAAAAUUUGUCAAUUUUUGCCGAACUUCGGCACGAAGAGUUUUGUGCCUAUUUGUACCAUAGAGGGUAAUGUUUCCACAGAAUAUCAAUGUUUUCCGCGCAAAACUAGCAAAGUUAUGGCCAAAAAGCGCAUUUCUCUCUGACCGCUCUCCACGUUUAGCGUGCUCUCUCGACGGCAAAAAUUGUUUAAUAUCUCGGUGGCGCCUGCAAAGCGCGAGCUAAAACUUUCAGGAAAUGAUACUUAGUUCGUGACCGACGUGUGUGCAGAAUUUAAAGAAAAUCUGAGCGUCGCACUUGGGGUACUUCCCUUGUUAGUGGAGAGAUAUUAAUGUCUGCAAUUCCUUCAAAAUUAUCACGUUUUGUUCCAAAAUUUUAUCUCCCUCGGUUCCGUUUCGACCGGAAACAAUAAUUGGCUCUUAUCUCAACUAGACUGCAUUUUCCGGAAAAGCAAAGGCAAGAGCGCCGGAAGCUUUGCUGACCAAAAGUGAUAAAGCCAUAACGGACGGCUUUAUCGGCUAUUCUUCCUGGUGCUACAGUGGCGGACCUGAUCCAGUGGCAAAAACCGUACCAUGUUGCAUGGGAAGUAUCAAAAAUGUGGCAAAAUGUUUCCCUCUCCAAGUGAAAAAACUACGAUUUUAAAAGCUCUUUUUGUGAGGGAAAUGGCGUUCCUUUCAAAACAAAGUUUUUUCACUUGAAGAGUGAAGCAUUUUGCUACAUUUUUUAUCCUUCCCGGAUGUAAAAUGGUACGUUUUUUGCCACUGGAUCAGGUCCCCACUGUAACAGGAAAAGUUUGCCAAAUUCAACCUCAGCUUUUUUUUGAUGUUACCCACACUUUUUUCCGAAGUCGAAGUACUUGUAAAAAGCAGCGAAAUUAAAGCCACUUCCCACACGACAAACAUGACAAUUUCAGUCAACGAACAAACUCUUUAUACAACCUCUCCAAUUGGUACUUGUCCCGUCAACUUGCCGAUAAUCUCUUUGAAAAAACCAAAAUCAAAACGCUUUGGACAUCAUGGCAAAUCACCAUCGACAAACCAAAUUUUAUGGACGAUAUUGAAAAUGUUUACGUCAUAAGCAAUUCGAGUGCCAACGGCCGAUCACGCCUUUUGAAUCCGGACUGGGCCAGUCUUCAGCCGAAGCUGCCAAAAAUGCGAGGAUUCAAAGGCGGGACCUUGUGUGUGGCGUUUAACAUCGACUUCACUGAUCCGUUGAAUUACGGCUGGAGUCUGGAGGACUGUAGCCAAGAAAGAUACCCGGCACUUUGUCAAACAUUUGGCUGUUUGAACAGUAAGUUGGUUGGAGGGGAAGGGCUGGUAGCAACGAUCAAACGUCUGCACAAAAAACUGCGGCAGCCCGAAAAAGUAGUUUUUUAUAGAGAGGUGUUGUUGCACAAAAAUUUGUUGUACAUUCACUCUAUUGUACAGGGUGGGCCACUUGAAACUUCCAACCUCCUUUCAGGUAUUUCUCCGCCAAUAAUGCACCAAUUUCUAUAAAAUUUAUAUCAAAUUAAAGCUGAGACACCCCAUUUCUUGACCACCAAAUAUGGCCCGUCUAAGUUCACUUGAGGGUAGUAGUGAGAGCUAGAAAUAUUGCAGCUAUAUCCUAUUUUGGAUAAUGUAGGAAAACGCCCAAACGCGACACUGAGCUUUUUUUUUGGCCCUCGUGGGCAUGUAUGGCCUGGAAUACGGUUCAUUUCUUGAAGGUUUUACAGUGUAUCUUGUAAGAUAAAAUGAGAUAUUCAACGAUUUUUGCAUCCGAAAAAGUACAGGUAACACGGAGAGCGGUCAGAGAAAAUUGGCCGCAUUUUUGCGAAUUUUUCCUGGAAAAAUUUUUUGAAAAAUAAAGCUGAUCGUGAAGUUUUUUUCACGGUUAAAUUUUCAAAAAAGUGUUGGUUUUAGUUAACUUUCAGACUAAAAAUCUUGGUCGUCUAUGCAAAACGAAAGCUGGAAAUCUCAUACUUUUUUACAAGAUAACUUUUCAGUGAAGGACCAAAACCUGACCCAAUUCCGUUGCAAAGACGAUACCAAAUGCAUCUCCAUGACGCAGCGAUGUGAUCAAAGGCAGGACUGUUGGGAUGGCAGCGAUGAGGAGGGCUGUACAAAGAAGUUCGAAAAAGAAACCGUAAAUUGUGAAGACUUUCACACGCAAGAAGACAAUUUUGGGACGAUACAAGUCGGGAGAUUUGCAAGUUCAGCCGCCAAAAAUUGCGUUUGGCAUAUUCGUUUCAAAGAUGCGGACAGAAUACGGGUUAAUGUGAGUUUUCAAACAUGUCGGCAUGUCAGUAAACAUGUGAAGAAAAAAAUUGGUUCAAAAGAAAAAAAUAUCUGAAUAUUUUUUUAUUUUUUAGUUGAUGCUGUCAAGAAAGAGAAAGACAGGAUACAUUUCGAUAAAAGAUGCGGAAAGCGAGCUGGAGGAGAGGCUGAAUUCAAAGAAAAAUUCGAUUGAAGUCCCACCAGACGUCUUCAUUCGCUACAAUGAUUUGGUCGACACGCAUGGCGGAUUCAAAUUGGAGUAUUAUGCGGAGGGUGAGCUAUCUUUGCGCCUGCUAAUUUUUGAGCUAACAGGGAGGUGCUUCAAGUAUGGCGCUUAUAUUUUCAUGAAAUUUUACAUAAAUUUAACAAACUUAGAUUAAUUUUUUUUAUAAGGCAUUCGCGAAUCUCCUAUAGCGAUACCGAGAUUUUUAGGUCCAAAGUUCAUAAAGAUGUGCCAUGUUUUUGUGAAUCCUAACAAGGAAAGUUUUACAUCUGUUUCUAUCGUAAAGGUCAAUGAUUUUCAACAGCCUUUGCGGCCGAGAAAGUACGCAAAACACGAAGAGCGGCCAUAGAGAAAAAAUUUUUGGUCAUAUUUUUGCCAGGUGUGUUAAAAAAAAUAUUUUUUUGCGGAAAAAUUUCCCUCUAGGCUAGAAAUAGGCAUGAAACUUUUUAUGACAAAAUUCGAAAAAAUUCUCCUAUUUUUGCCAACUUUCCACAUAAAAAUAUCGACCGUUGCUGCAAAGCGUGGACUAGGAGGUUUGGAUUUUUUGUAAAAAAACUUAUCUAUUUUUUUGCCAAGUUCCGUCAAAAUAUGAGCGUCGCACUUUGAGCACUUCCCUUGUAAAUCUACGCUGACAAUAAGUCAUCUGACAGUCAGCACAUCACACUCCCAGCCUUUGAAAAAACCAUUUUCAGGCCCGCCAACCUGCUAUCGAACGUUCGCCUCAUGGAAUGGCUCGUUUUCCUCGCCGAUGCGAGUAGAUCGACCCGGCGUUUACCGGACAUCGCGGCAUUGCGAAUGGACCCUCAAAAACAAGGUCGGAGAGCCUUUGGCAAUCAAAAUCCCAAAGUUUGAGCUAGCUCCAACCGAUCAUUUACUGAUUUUUGAGACCACCGGGACCAGAAGCACCUUAUUCGGAGACUUCACAUCAAAUAAUCGACCGCCUGCGGCGUUUAUUUCGCUACAAGAAGAGGUAAAAUUCAAGUUUCGAACGGCGAAACAUACGAUUGGCGCGGCUGGCUUUGAGGUCAGCUUUGAGCGCCGUUCUCUGGAUGUAACGCUGAAGAUGAAUAGUGGGGUGAUUCAGUCACCCAACUACAACAAAAUGUUUGAUCAUAUCCCCUUCGAACACACUUAUCGGAUCGAAAUCCCAUGCGAUUAUGGCUACGAAUGCCCGGCAACUUUGUUUUUCGACCAUCUGAAUAUCACAAAUCUGGAUGAUGUUACAGUGAGUCUUGUAGGGGUGUUGUAA